AUGGCUAUUACAGGAAGAGAUAUAGAUCGAAUCAAAGGUCCACGGAGCCCCGAGGAAGACGACAAGCUCCAGCGCCUCGUCGAGAAGCACGGCCCGCGGAACUGGUCGCUAAUCAGUAAGUCGAUCCCCGGGUGUUCGGGGAAAUCCUGCCGACUCCGGUGGUGCAAUCAGCUCUCGCCGCAGGUCGAGCACCGCGCCUUCACGGCGGAGGAGGACGAGACGAUAGUAUCAAAAGCAUAUAUUUUUUGUUUUUGUUUUAUGAUGUAUCAAAAGCAUCCUAAUGUUGAACAUAAGUCUCGUGAAGCAAAACAGAAACACCACAAAGUGAGCCAUAAAUAUUUUUAA
Molecule: messenger RNA, 345 nt
Organism: Linum tenue
Lineage: Eukaryota; Viridiplantae; Streptophyta; Magnoliopsida; Malpighiales; Linaceae
Source: the annotation of a GenBank genome assembly